UGAUCUGACUGAUGAAAAUAUUAAGCAAUUUGUUGCUAGCAAAGUCUGGAAGCAAAAACUUAUUAAGUACUUUGAUGCUAGUGACUUCUCCGAAUUUAAAAAAUCUCAAUCUUCGCUCAAGUCUCUUGAAAACUUUAUCUCUAAAAGUUUGAAAAUCUAUGUCAAAUAUCUAAUUGCAAUUCGUAACCAAGAAAAACCAUCUUAUAGUGAAGAUGUAUUGGCAAAAAUUAAGAAGCUUGAUUAA
This is a messenger RNA of Racocetra fulgida, 244 nucleotides long. The record is from the annotation of a GenBank genome assembly. NCBI's taxonomy places the organism in Eukaryota, Fungi, Glomeromycota, Glomeromycetes, Diversisporales, Gigasporaceae.